Messenger RNA from Exaiptasia diaphana, 2006 nucleotides. RefSeq lists its product as uncharacterized. The record is from RefSeq and is a predicted model, not a curated record. NCBI's taxonomy places the organism in Eukaryota, Metazoa, Cnidaria, Anthozoa, Actiniaria, Aiptasiidae. The transcript is spliced from 4 exons. Bases 260 to 1198 code for a protein of 312 amino acids.
CGGCAAAUGUUUACAACUGCGAACUGAUCAUUUACUUACGAAGCAUUUAUUAGUUGUACGAGGUGUUCGUCUGAGAAUUGGCUUAAGUCUAAUCCAUACGUUAAGUGCUCUGUGUGUAAGACGUUCAUAUAAUUAGUAAAAUUCGUGAUGAAUGUGAGCUUGGAUUUCGAUCUUUAGAUUAUCCAUUUCCAAAAGCUGAUGUGAUAUUACAUARGAAGAUCGAGAUUUUCGAAUUCCACACACAUCUACGAGACUUCCCAUGGCAGAACAUCUUACAAAGUCAGCUUUAGCUCAAUUUGUUCUUCCCGAAACUAUGGAUGACAUCGAAGAGUACCUUAAGCCAGAAUUUUCACUUAAGCAUCAACGCAGAAAAGUAAAAGAACAAGACACGUUGAAUGAUGAAGAUGAAGUUCAUGGAAGAAGAAUUGUUAUGGAUGGAUUUGGAAGAUGGAGAGAAAUUCGACCAAAGAAGCACAUCCAAAAUAAAAGGCUUGAGCUCGUUGAUGCAGAGAGUUUACCAAGAAUGAAACAGGUUUUUGGAAUGGAUAGUCCUGUUUCAAGUCGAUGUGGUGGCAAUGCACCAUCACCAAAGUCUCGAUAUGAUGCAUAUCAAUCAGAUUGGGAAAGGACCAGAUCAUCAUCCAGACAAGAAAGAACACCACAGAUGAGAAAAGAAAGCAACUUUGACAAUGGUUCAGUAUAUAACAAACUUGGAAUGAUAACACGGUCCAACGUAUUUCCAGGAAUAGGAAAUUACCAUUGGAACACGACAACUGCCAGGACAUUUACAAAAAAAMCCAUUACUCCAGUAGAGGACAGAAAAGUAUUUUAUGGUCUUCAAACAGAUGACUUUGGUGUUUGGGCUGCAGCWAAUGUACUCAAUGAGAGAAUGAAGAAAGCAUGGGGUGAUUAUUUAGAGAAUGUACCAAAAGCAAACUGGGAACCACCUUCAGCAGAGAAUGCAAAGACAAUGCCUCCAGUGCAAAUAAAACCUAAAACAAAAUCUAAGAAAAACCCACCCAAACCCAAAUCCAAACAGGACAAUGUAGUAACCAAUGAUACUACUCCAUUUCAGGAGCCAGAAAACCUUCCAAGUGAACAACAUAUACCUCCACCAUAUGUUCCUGAUAAUGGUGAAGCAGAUGAUGAUGAUUUCUGGGACUUUUAUGACAAGCCAUUCAAUAAACCACAAAAAUGAUUAUAAAAUACAAAUACUAAAAGCAUAAGAAUUUUAAUAGAAAUUAAAAUGUUUUUGUUCAAAUUUUAAUACAAGAAAAAAAAGAAAGAAAGAGACAAUCUGGCCAAAACAUUUAUGACCAAAACUCAUUGUAUGCAUUUGCCAUCACCUUAUAAAACGUACAAAGAUUUAAGUCAACAAAGUCUGUACUGUCUUAUGCUUUUAGUGUUUGCAUUAGAAAAGUUAACUAUUACUCAAAUUAUAUAUAAUUAUUUUUAAUUACCAAUCAUAUGAUGAUACAAGAACACAUUUAUAGCAAAAGAAUAUAAAUAUCUGAUUAUUUGUAGGGAAUCAUUAGAUGUUGAAAUAGCAAUAUAAUUAUAUUAUUGUUUUAAUAAAAUGAAAGCUCAAUACAUAUUAAAUUGAUAUGCCGUCCUUAUUAUGCUGUGAUUUAUAAAAGCUAAGUUGCAUUGUUUACAUUUUGUACAWGUUCAUGUAUUUGGUUUAGUUUCUUUUCUUUUGUUCCUUCUUCUUAAUACAAUAGAGUACAGAAAAACAUGAAAUUGUGCUGAUAGAAUACUGAUUUCUGAUAUACUAAAUUGUCAGGUCUGCAACAAAUCUUCCACAAAAUGCAACAUCAUCAUGGAUUUAGAUUGACAUAUAGUUUUCUAUGUAUGUGGACAUUUAUAUCAUAUUGAGUGUUAAAAUUUUGUUUCCUAAAACCUGCUGGCACCACCUACAUGUAUUAGCUUUAUCAUGAUCAGCUWAACUUCUAUUCAUCAUUUUAUUUUACACUGUACACUGCAUGGUCRAAUAAAACUGGUGGUUG